AUGGCCGUACCUAUAAAAAUGAUAAUAAUUAACAAAAUAGUCUACGAAAAUUUUAAGACCACGAAAAAAUAUUGUCAUGUUGUUAAUACUGUAGUUAAAGCCGAAAUAAUUCUAUGCAUUAUUAACAGAAUGGCGUCUCGGAGGGCACAUAAAAUACUAGAAUUAGUAUCAUCGAGUUCUUCGUUAUCUUUGCAAAGUCAUGAAGUUAAACCAAUAGCUGAAACUCAUAACGCUACUGUAGAAGACCUAAACAAUAUACCAAUUAGCAGCUGCGAUGAAAUAUUAUCAGAAAAUGCAGACGAUCAUCUGCAUUUUAGCCAAAAAAUUGAUUCCCGGUUGAUUAGUUCUAGAAACAUAGAAAAUAAAUCUUGUGACACUGAUGAAAAGAGAUUGCCAACAAGCCUUGUGCCAGACUAUGACAGCGAUGAUUACAAUAACUUGGAAUGCAUUGGAGUUCAACAAGACAUAACAAAAAAAACACAACCGCAAUCAUCCUCGAGUUCAACAAGUACAAGUUCAUCAUCAUCUAGUUCUUCUUCUUCUGGAACUUCCUCAGAUUCAGAUGAUUCUUCAUCUUCGAAAACAGAAGAAGAACCUGAAAACCGCAACACGGUAGCAGUUAUGGCCAGUGAAUGUUGCGACUCAGACAACAUUCAGUUGAGACCUCAGAGAUGUCCCUCUUCUAAUAAAUCUAUUAAUAUUUCACCAGUUUAUACUGAUAUCAUCAAACUUCGACCUGCGUAA
Messenger RNA from Parnassius apollo (apollo), 744 nucleotides. Lineage: Eukaryota; Metazoa; Arthropoda; Insecta; Lepidoptera; Papilionidae. The record is from the annotation of a GenBank genome assembly.